GUGACGUCAGCUACGGACAUAUUGGAUAUAUUAGCAGUAUUCACCAAUUCGUCUCAGGUGCUAUUGCUUCCAUUUCGCGUCCACGGAAUUAUUGUCUAUUCAAGAUGGGGCCAACGUUCGGGCCGCUGGUGAUAACCGUCCUCUUUGGACUGAUACAGACUUUGACUGCGACCGUGAAUGUUGACGAGAAGUUUGAGCCCAUGGUUGCCUUCAUGUGCAACAAGCCCGCCAUGCAUCGUGUGACGAAUGGCUGGGAGUACGACACCACAACCGACUGCCUGGAGAAGAAGACCGACAUCCUCCAGUACUGCCAACAGCUCUACCCUGAUCACGAGAUCACCAACAUUGUAGAGGCAUCAUACGAAACCAACGUCCCUGAAUGGCCAUCCAAGACUGGCAAGAGACACACCCACCAUGUCAGGCCGUACAGGUGUAUUGAUGGCCCCUUCCAAAGCGAUGCCCUUCUGGUUCCCCAGCACUGCGUGUUUGACCACCACCAUGACACCAGCAUCUGCCAGGAGUUCAAGAGCUGGAAUGACACAGCCAUCUCCAUGUGUAGACAGAGGGAGAUGGUGACCGAGAGCUUCGCCAUGCUGCUGGAAUGUGGCCUUGACAGGUUCAAUGGAGUCGAGUUCGUCUGCUGCCCGAAAGGAAAAACCACUGAUGGCAAGCCUGUGCCUCUGGUGACCCACAGUGAUGAGGACGACUCGGAUGAGGACUCGGACUCGGACGAGGAGGAUGACUCCACCGAAACUAAGAGUCACGAACACAAGAAGACUCAGGCAGCCAACAAACCAUCCUUGGAGAACGUGUACCGUGACUAUCUCAAGGGUCUCAAGAACGGCUUUAAGAAUGAGCACGAGUGGUACCUCAGUGCCCGCAAGUUCAUGCGCAAAGACCAACAGUCUAAGAUCACCAAGCUGAUGAAAGAGUGGCAGGCAGCCAGAGAACAUGUUGCCGAGCUGAGGAAGACUGACCCCAAGAGUGCCCAGACCCUCAGUCACGAGAUCACAGAGAGAUUCCAGCGCCUGUACGAGUCUUAUGAGCAAGAGGAUCUGGCAGAGAAGAAGCAGAUCGUGGCAUUGCACCAGCAGCACAUCCAGGGUGACCUCAACAAACGCAAGCGUCUGGCCAUCGAGAAGUUCCAGACCGCCCUGCAGGAGGACAAGAGGGAUGCCCACAAGAUUUUGAAGUACCUGCGUGCCUAUUUCCGUGCUGAGGAGAAAGACAAGAUGCACACCGUGAACCACUACCAGCACGUCAAAUACACCGAGCCCACUGAACUCGAACGCAUCAGGCCACACUACAGGGAACACAUCAAGCUGAUUGACGAGAGACUCAACCAGACACUCGGGAUGCUCUCCAGAUACCCAGACGUCGAGAAGGAUGUCAAGCCAGAGAUCCUAAAGUUUGCCCUGAGAUACAGAGCCGUCGAUGCCAGCGCGCCAAGAACGUCAUCCUCAACGACAACACUCAGCCUCAGCAGAGUGCUGAUGACUACAACUACAAUAACCAAGAUGACAACAAGAGCUCCAGCGAGGAGAAGAUGGAUGAGACCCACGAGGAUGAACAUGCGUACGAGCACAAUGACCACUUUGUUGCCCACGUUGUGGAUGAGGGCAUGCAUGUCGAUGACCGAUCUGUACAGGAAGUGGCCAUUCACGGAAUGUCCAACCAGGUUGGAAGUACAUUUGGCAUUGCUAUCGGCAGCGUGGCCGUCUUCGUCAUCAUCGUUGUCGCCAUUGUUAUGCUGAGGAGGAGGAACCAUCGCCAACCCGUAACCCACGGUUACGUAGAGGUGGACCCGGCAGCAUCACCAGAAGAGCGCCAUGUUGCAAAUAUGCAAAUGAAUGGGUACGAAAACCCCACUUACAGAUACUUUGAAAUGUCGCAGACGUCACAAUGAAAGUAGUGCAAGUUGUGCUUGAGUACAGAUAUGUAUGGGCGGCGGCAUCUCAAAACACCAAGUAAAACAGCUGCGGAUAUCAUUACCAGCAAACUACUAGUCUUCAGUUAGAGCCAGACCCGAUGUUGUUCCUUGCAACUGCCUUCCUGCCACCACAAAACUGCGGCCGCCCAAAUGUGAUUGCUAAGCGUUCGUGACUGAAUCAAAUUGAGACGUGUUGUGCAGCUUACAAAACAACCUGUAGUUUUAAAUCACAGGAAGACUUUGUGUUCAGUUUAAUAAGACUUGAUUAGGGCUCGUUUCCGUGUUAGUGACUCAGUUCUACGAUGUUUUACAAUGACAUUUUAUUCCACAGUAAUGGAAAUAGUAUCCUACAAAAUAGCGUACAGUUUAUCCAAUCGUAGGAUUGAUGCUGGUGUUUUUAUCAGAUUAGUGGCACUAACAGCAUUUACGUUAAGUCGAUUCCUAAAGCCAUGUUAAAAUAAUUGGAUGUCUGUACAGUGGUUGUGUUCUAUGUAUCCACUUUUGAAUAACAGCUUUUUUAAGUGUACUAUUCCUUUGACAGAUUAUUAUCGUAGAUCAUUAUCUGACAAUUUAGAUCCUUGUGAUGACAUAGUUAUUGUACCUGUUAUCAUACUUGCUUAUUUUAAUGCCAUUCUUGUAUAGUGUUCAAUAUUUUGUAUAUUGCCGAAGUGUGUACCCAGAUGGUGGAGUUUGAGCUUGGUAGAUUCCUUCCUUUCAACACAACAGUUGUGCAAAUUAAUUGUCUUGUACACAGAUUUUUUGAUAUUGAGCAAUAUAUGUGUGUCCUUUGCUUCUGUGACGUAGGUCAUGGACAAAUAUUCAUUGAUUAGUUAGGCAAGGUAGAUACUCUGUCAUCGUGUUGUGAUGUCCGAAGUAGAAAUCUCCCUGACAGACAACCUCGACCAAGAUUUCGUGAAAAAUGGUGUUAAGAGUACUUCGUAGUUUAAAACCAAUUACACACAUUCACCAAAAGGUAGUGCUAAGGAAGACAUAUAUGUUUCUGACUGAUAUAUAAUCCCAAAUUUCGUUUCCGAUUGUAUUUGGUCGUGGUGUUGGAGCAGUUGAACUAUACUCAAAGUGUUGUGUGUUGGUCGUGGUGAUCUGAUUGUAGUAGUUCUUCGACACUGUGUACAGUUGACAUCAAUCACUGUUGCCCAGCCUAGAAAUCAACAUGCUCGCGUAUUUGGAUUCACAGUCGCUUGGCCAAAUCAUAAUUCAUCACUUAAGGAAUACUGUCUUUUUUAGCACUUGCGAGAAAUUAUUUUCAAAUUUUGGCGAAAAUUGAAUGAAGCGGAGGAAUUUCAUUGGUUCAUGUUGGCCUCCCAUGUUAUAAGAAUUUUGGAUCGAGAGUUUAAAUUGACAGUAUUUUUUCAACUUAACUGCUGCAGGCUAGAAUAUAAACAUUUAUGUGUGUCGCAUGCGUCACACGGAAUCAUUCACAGAUAUGUGUUAUCUUAUGUUGUAUCAUGUUUCAAGUGGAUAUUGUUCUCAUUUGUUGUGUGUUCCCUGUCAAGCCUUUGUUUGUGCAUGGAAGAGGGACCCAGACAAGCUGUUGGUUAAGAAAUAGGCUGACACCAAUGUAUGCAAAUAGACGUUCUACAAAGUCUUAAUUAAUAAUCAAUUUAAUUAAUCAGGAAAGUCCUACAAUGUCUCGUCAGGAAAACAGUAUCAAAAUAAAAAAAAUCUGCAGGUAAUUUUCAAAUUCAGCUGCAAAAUUGAACUGACAGAUUGAAUUUGUGUCUUUUUUAAUACUUAAUGAAUUACUUUCAAGAAGGUUGUGAAAUGUUAAUUGCUCCGAGUUUCAGGGACCAAGUCCAUAUUGAGAUUUGUAGAUCAGUUCAUGUAAACUCUUGCCAGCAGGCCAGAGACAAAUAACAUUAUGUGCGGGUAAGUGAUUGUCAUGAAUAUAUGACAAGGCAAGUGUUUGGGUGAACUGCAUGGUCGAGGAGCGUCCCCUUUCCUACCUACACCUGCUAAACGUGCAAGUACAUUUUAUUUGACAAGAGUGGCUGCUGCUCUCGAGCUCAUUCUAUUACAGCAGGUGCCCCUUGUAAUGGGGGUCGUGUCAAUAGUUCAAUUGUCAUUUUGUAAAUAAAGUUGAUUUGAAAAAUCUUGAACAUCAUGGGAAUGAGAUGUACUCUUGUGUUGUACCAAGAUCAGUCAAAUUACUUGUGAUUUUGAAAUGAUGACAACUUGAGAUACGGUCCCUAAAAUUUCGACAUUCCAAUAAAUCUCUCUGCCUGUUGACAUUCCCACCGAGUUCCAGCCCUGUUUCAGGAAUCAAAUGCUGAGAUUAAUUUUAAAGGACACAUUAAUGGUAGGGACAGCAUGUACAAUUGUCCAGGCAGUCGAGGGAAACAGCCAUUCCAUUCUAACGUGUUGAUAAUUGGUACUAAUUUAUGUAUACCUUCUAUGGCAACAUUUUGUAUACACAACAUUUAGUCUUUCCAUUCAUAUUUAGUCUGCUUGUGUACAGUGUCUUCUUUAAAUAAACACAUUUCCACAA
This is a messenger RNA of Haliotis rubra (blacklip abalone), 4436 nucleotides long. Its product is annotated as amyloid-beta precursor-like protein. Lineage: Eukaryota; Metazoa; Mollusca; Gastropoda; Lepetellida; Haliotidae. Bases 105 to 1754 code for a protein of 549 amino acids. The transcript has 11 exons. Gene Ontology annotation, molecular function: heparin binding; transition metal ion binding. Gene Ontology annotation, cellular component: membrane. The record is from RefSeq and is a predicted model, not a curated record. Gene Ontology annotation, biological process: axonogenesis; central nervous system development.